AUGUCUUCCCCUCUCGAAAAUUUAGAAACCCAAUUAGAAAUGUUCAUAGAAAAUGUUAGACAAAUACGUAUUAUUGUAAGUGAUUUUCAACCACAAGGACAAAGUGUUUUGAAUCAGAAAAUACAAUCACUUGUUACUGGACUUCAAGAAGUGGAUAAACUGAAAUCCCAAGUUCAUGAUAUUCAUGUCCCUACCGAAGUUUUUGACUAUAUUGAUCAAGGCCGAAAUCCGCAGCUGUACACAAAAGAUUGUAUUGAUAAAGCUUUAGCUAAAAAUGAAGAAGUCAAAGGAAAAAUUGAUUCAUAUAAACGUUUCAAGAGUCACCUGUUAGCUGAGUUAUCAAAAACAUUUCCUAAUGAAAUUGCAAAGUAUAAAGCUAUCAGAGGUGGUGAAUAA
Messenger RNA from Parnassius mnemosyne (clouded apollo), 396 nucleotides. Lineage: Eukaryota; Metazoa; Arthropoda; Insecta; Lepidoptera; Papilionidae. The record is from the annotation of a GenBank genome assembly.